Molecule: messenger RNA, 1266 nt
Organism: Girardinichthys multiradiatus
Lineage: Eukaryota; Metazoa; Chordata; Actinopteri; Cyprinodontiformes; Goodeidae
Product: protein IQ-DOMAIN 14-like
Exons: 3
Coding region: 317-1003 (228 amino acids)
Source: RefSeq, a predicted model, not a curated record
GUUUGAAAUUAAGUUGCAAGGACGGUUGAAUAAAUAGAAUUUGUUGGUCCAGCGCCGUUAAAGACAAAUUCCACAUCGCUUCAUUGUGUUGUCAUCUCUGCCCACAGCAAAAAAACAAAUUUACUAUGAGCUUCAAACCAAAGAGCCAUAAAGCCCUGGGAGAUGAGGAGUGGAUGGCAAGGCUUAGGGGAUUUUCCAGCGAUGGGGUUUGGCCGUCAAAUGCAGGGAAUAGACCUGCCCCGAGGCAGAAGAAGUGGCAUGCUCUCUAUCAGAAGCAUACCCACUGUUUUACUCACCUGUAUGUGUAGUGAGGCAUAUGAAGGUGAGGUCUCAUACGAAUUCACUGAAGCCCAACUUGGUUGCUCGGAAACCACCGGGCCCCUCUCUGCCCUCUUUGAGGACCCCUAGCCUGGCACCUUCCUCUGUGAGGACCUCUGGCCCCCCUCCAUCCUCUGUGAGGACCCCUAGCCUGGCACCUUCCUCUGUGAGGACCUCUGGCCCCCCUCCAUCCUCUGUGAGGACCCCUAGCCUGGCACCUUCCUCUGUGAGGACCUCUGGCCCCCCUCCAUCCUCUGUGAGGACCCCUAGCCUGGCUUCAUCAUCCACAACACUGACACACAUCUGCCAGACAGUUUCACCUGAGGAGCCUGCAGCAUGUGUGCAACGGUCAGAUGCAGCUGGUGAUGCAGGACCUGGCUGGUUGCCGAGGGAGAUGAGGAAGACCAUUCCUGUACAGGACCAGAGAUGGAUGGGAAAUACCCUCUUUCAUGCCGGCAAAGUGCGCCCAGAUUUCAAGUUGUGGUAUGAGCCUCCUGUACAGCCCUCAUCUACCACCAGGUUUCAACACCCGAUCGUUUUUUUACCCACCGGCUUCUGGUGUGGAUGCCCUAUCAUCAGUGGAAAGUUAGGGUGUUCUGCCAAGCUUGUGGGAAGCAUCUUACGGGGGUUGGUGUUCCACCACAUGCUCCUGCUCUGGCUCCCACUAAAGCACCCCGAAAACUGACCCGCAAGGUUUUGCACAAUACAUGCAAAAAAUGUGGGCAGUUUAGAAUUGCUGAGACAGGACAGCCAGUAUAGAGGACAUAUUUACUGUCCCUCCAAUGAAAGCAUGACAAAGGAGCUUUGGCUAGAACACAUUAAAAAGCAAAAAUAAAUGUGAAUCUGUUUCCUCUUUGUCUUGUUUUAAAUAUGAAAGCUUUUACAAACAGUUUUAUUGUGUACAGUUACUCCUGUUUCCUGGUUCUCACUGUUUUAAUUGUUGAAUAA